Molecule: messenger RNA, 1827 nt
Organism: Seminavis robusta
Lineage: Eukaryota; Bacillariophyta; Bacillariophyceae; Naviculales; Naviculaceae
Source: the annotation of a GenBank genome assembly
AUGGCAUUUUCAAGUGAAAAAGACGCUGGAAUUGGCGGAAAGAGAGCUCAAAGAAGAACAAGUACAAGUUUGUUUCUCGCCACCGUCCUGUUGGCAUCCUCCUUCUCCGUGACUUCAUCAUUUCUUUUGCACCAAAAGAGCAUGGGUGGUCCAUUAUUGGUUCCUUCCCAGUGUGUCUCUGCGUCCACAAAGAAGAAUUACAAGAAGAAAAGGAAAAAGAAGACGGUAGUGGGCCUGGUACCGCUCCCCCACAAUGCCGCCGAUUUUCUGUUGGUUCCUUCCCAAGUCCCCAAUGGAAACAAGCAACACCAGUCGCGUCAGUCUACAUCGCAACUGUCCGUGUCAUUAUCCCAAGACGUUUCGGAAGCCACAGCAACAUCGCUACAUGCUGGAGCAAAUAAUGUCCUGAAGCAUCCCCUAAAAACCAACCAUCCCAAGCAAACAACGACUAAUCCUCGAACACGAACAGUCAACAACAACUGCAACAGGGCAAAUGCCAACCAACGCAGGAAUCCAGCUGACACAAACAAAAAAACAGCCAGAAGAAGUGUAGGGCGGACUCGCUUUGGCAAUCUCCCAGACAUUGAUUGGGGAGCGAUUUCCAUGGACCAUCUACGCGAGCACCCUCGGUUUGUGCCGUUGCCCUUACCAGAUGACUUGCCCAAAAUGACCAGUCUCGAAGAUGCCCGCAACAUUCGACAGGACUCUUGGCAGUGGGAUACCUUGCAUGAUGGACGCUGUACCACAUCGCAGGCGGUCGCAGCUCUGGGAUUCUUGGAGGAUAAGGCUGGAAACGAGUUGGGCAUCCCGUCCACAUGGCACCGACGAGGUGUCGGGGCCUAUGAACGAUUACAACAACCGGCAUUGCGAACCUUGCAAGAAAUGAAUGACGUUCUGAUACCGCCCAACAACAGCAACAAGAACACAAAUAAUAAUCUUGGCAAGGAUAGAAACAAGUUGUGGAAGCUUCCCGAAGAGGAGCACAUGAUCCAUGAGGAGAUGCAAACACAACAACAGCCAGCAAAGCAAAACAAGAGAGCGUUUGCUGCCAAAUACUUGCACAAAUUGUCCUCCAACGAACGACAAUCCCGUCGAAGAAGAGCUCUUCAAUAUGCAUCCGUGGGAGGAAUGGGCAUCCGUAUGAUGUGGGGGAAUUCGCAAGAGUCAACAUCAAUCUUGACGGCUCUCAACUACUUCCUGCAGCAAGACCCAAACGUGGUCAUGAAGGAGGUGGGCAUGUGUGGAGCCGGACUUUCCUUGAACCAGACUGACGGUGCGUCGCCCUCAUCGCUUUUAAUUGGGGCAACCCCCGAUGCUGUCAUUGAGCAUCCAGAUGGGCGGAUUGAGGCUGUUGAAGUCAAGAAUCAUUGCCCGUUUGUCGUCAGUAACACAUAUCGCAGAACGGGAACAGCAAACAAUCAAAACAAAAAAUAUACUGUGCGCGAGCUACCCUUCAAGAAACCAUACAUCUUCCCACUGUACGUUCCCCAGCUCAUGCUGGAGAUGCUCUGCCUGGGGCCCAAGUGCCGAUCGGCAGUAAUGGUUCGCCAAACAGCAACGAGUGGGGCUAUGAUUCUUCGGAUUCAACGUGAUGAUGCUUGGAUCGAGGAGAUGCUCUACUGGUUGCAGCGUUUCCAGCAGGAUUUUGUGGAGCGGCAGGAACAACCGAAAGAGGACUUCUUCUAUAGUGACCCAGAGGAUGGGCCAAGGUACCGUGCCUUCUUGGAAAGGACCAAGGAGAUCGCCAACUCUGUCGAUUUGGUAUCCAAGGUCCCACACCGGAUGAUACAACGCUCGCACUCUGCCGAAUCCAUGUUUCUGGACUAG